AUGAAGGAGAUCGAUGGGGCUGAGUAUGGCGGAACCGCAACGCCUUACCAGGCCGACAUGGUGGAAAAGGCAGGACAAAGCUCCAACAAGGCACAGGAACUCGUGGGCAAGAUCGAGGAGUUGAUGCUGCCUGCGGACUACGCUGCCAAGGUUCCGGCGGAGUACGCAAACCUGCCGAGACUCGAUGGUCGGGCCGUGCUGGAGUGGACUCUGACCCGUGGCCCAGAUUCGGGCGCCACGAAGUAUGUCAUCGACGAAGAGCUCAUCGAGGAGGCCAAGUUUACUAUGGUCAUCGACGGCUGGUCCGCACCAUUGUCGGCCGGCAACUUCCUUGACCUGGUGAAUCGCAAGUUCUACAACGGGCUGCCUAUCCAGCGUGCCGACGGCUUCAUCAUUCAGACUGGCGACCCGGGUGCAGAUAAGGGAAAUGGCUUCUCGCCCGGACCGGGGCAGCCCGUCAGGACCAUUCCUUUGGAAGUUGGCCUCCGAGGUCGCAAAGAGGCGCUCUAUGGCGAGACGGUCGACGAGGCAAGACUCGUGGGUACCGAGGUGAAGAUCCCGUUCCAGGCUGAUGGAACUUUUGCCCUUGCUCGUCGGGAGUUCGACAACGACUCUGAGCCAGCCUUGGUGUUCAUGUUCCUGUUCGAGUCCGUGGUGCUCUCAGCAAGGAUUUGGGUUGAGUAG
This is a messenger RNA of Symbiodinium sp. CCMP2456, 684 nucleotides long. NCBI's taxonomy places the organism in Eukaryota, Dinophyceae, Suessiales, Symbiodiniaceae. The record is from the annotation of a GenBank genome assembly.